AGACGUCGGGCCAUGGCUGCUGAGCCCCACGUCUGUGACGGCAUUGAUCUGAAAUGGAUGUAUGCCUCUGACUCUGAGGAUGAGGACGAUUGGUACAGUAAUUCUCCAGUGGUUUUGACACAGGAGUUGUCCUUAAAAGGGAAAAUAAGAAGAAUUUUAUUCAGAAAUGCUGGAACAAGACUUGGAUCGACCCUAUUUGACAUAAUUGUGAAGCUAAUACUGUGUGUACUAUACAUUAUUAGGAUUCAGUUCGACAACGUGGAAUUUUAUGCAUGUGGGGGAUUGCCAUGUGGGGGGAACAACACAUACCAGGUCUACCCUGAUAAUGAUGAGGAUGGCAUGAAGUUUUCUUCUGCAGAAAUCAACUGGCCAGUCCUUCUCUGGGUACAUCGCCCGGAGCCCAUCUGGAUUAUAGAAGUCAUCCUGGCCAUUUUCACCUUUUCUAAAGCCUUGCUUUUUAUUUUUAUUUCUAAGCUUAGGUUGAACAGAUCACAGCUGGGUAAAGUGGAAUUAAUGACAAAACCAGCCUUUAUUCUGGAAGUCAUCUGUUCUCUACCAUUAAUUGUCACACUAAUAUACCCGAUGCUGCUUAGGGAUCUGUUUGUACCAACAUUCCUUAAUUGUUGGCUUGCCAAAAGAGCCAUGGAGAGAUUAUUUAAUGAUCUUCACCUGACCAAACAACGUUUCCAGACAAUAUCUGUCACCAUGUCUCAACAGCUGCUGAUACUCGGAGCAACAUUAGUGUCUCUGAUCUUUACUACUGUGUGUGGGAUCCAGCACAUCCAGCGAGCCAGUCAGGAAAAGUCCCUCACUUUGUUUGAGUCCUUCUACUUCACCAUUGUGACUUUCUCUACGGUGGGCUAUGGGGACAUAUCCCCCGAUAUCUGGCUAGGACAGCUCUUUAUGGUCCUCAUGAUCUGCAUCGCCUUUGCGUUUAUUCCAAGACAGAUAGAGGGUAUUGGCUCUAUCUGGGUGGAGAGGAAGAAAUCGGGAGGGGAAUACAACACCAGACAAGCUCGUAAGAAUCACCAUGUGGUAGUGUGUGCCCAGAAUCUGGCGGGCGAUGCCAUUAUGGACUUCCUCACGGAAUUUUACUCCUGCCCUAAACACGAGGAAUACACAGUGAUCUUGCUGAGCUCUGAUGAGUUGAAUUCCAGUAUGCAUAUGAUUCUGAAGGAUCCUAAAUGGGCCAACAGGGUCAUUUACAUGAGAGGGUCAGCGCUGAAGGCCGCAGACCUGAAACGAUGCAGAAUGAAUGAUGCUGAUGCAUGUUUUAUAUUAGCCCCAGAAAACUGCACCAACAAGGACAGAGAGGAUCAUAACACCAUCAUGAGGUCUUGGGCUGUUAAAGAUUUCUGUCCGGAAACAAAUCAAUUCAUACAACUAUUCAGAACGGAGAACAAAAUCCAUGUCAAGUUUGCAGAGCAUGUUGUAUGUGAGGAUGAGUUUGCCUAUGCCCUACUUGCCAAUAACUGUUUGUACCCUGGGUUGUCUACCCUUGUUUCCCUUCUAGUGCACACCUCCACUGGAUAUGAGGGAGAGAUGGCUAGCGAGCCCUGGAUGCAGCUGUAUGGCCGACACUCAGGAAAUGAGGUCUAUCACAUACAGCUCAGUAAAAGCAUCUUCUUCAGUAAAUAUGAGGGUCAGACAUUCUGUCAUACUUCAGCAGAAGUCCAUUCUAAAUUUGGUGUGUCUCUGAUUGCUGUCAUGGAAACAGACCUGGACAAAGAUAAAGAUAAGGAAAUGGACCAUAAACUGAUCCUAAACCCAGGCCCCAGUUAUAUCCUUAAAGGUUCUGAUUUCUGUUUCUACCUCAGUAAAGUCAAAGAAGAACACAUGAGAAUAGCCUCCAAUAAACCUGUCAAAGAGGAGAAAAAUCAGAAAAAACAGCAGCAAAGAGAGAAGAACUAUGAGAAGAUAGCGAGUGAGCUGCAGCGUUUUCUGGAGAACAACCACCUUGAGCUGGACAGCAGCCCUGCCGGGGAGGAGAGCGUGUUUAAUACUAUCACCAGUCAGAUGGGGAUCGAUUUCUCUUCCUCCAUUACGGACCCCAUCCAGCCGAUUCCAGAAACCCCAGAUAUCCUACAGCGGGGGAUCGGGGAGAGUGUGGGAAACACAACUGAGAAUCACAAUGUAUUGCUGAUGUACAAUGAAAUGGCCAGUGAAGAGACCACACCCCAGUUUUUAUCUGUAGACCAAGCAAAACCCACUGUGAAGUCCAGGUUUGUGACCGGUUGUCCCCCCAUUUUCCUGACCGGGUGCAGAAAGACUCUGUGUCACUUAGUGAAGAAUCCUCGCCAUCCCUGCUGUCUCAGAUGGGCAGAGGACUGUAGCCAUGUGAAUUACAAGAAUUCUAGAGACAGCAGAUGGCAGAAUCACCUUAUUAUCCUCUCAGCUGACAAAAUUUGUGUGGGCGUGUACAACUUUAUUGUGCCCCUCCGCUCCAAAUUCCUCAGCAUCAAGUCUCUGAGUCCCAUUGUUUUAAUGCUGGAGGAAGAACCUUCUAGUAUGUAUGUAGACUGGCUGGCAAACUUCCCCAUGGUCUACUGGAUGAAGGGAAACAUUAAGAGUGUGGAUGAUUUACUGAGGGCAGGGAUCAACAAGGCCAGUCAUUUAGUUAUUGUAAACAGAUCCUCCAAUCAGGCUAAAGAAGUCGUUCUCACAGACGCAGAUACCAUCGUUACUGUACAGUCUAUAUUUAAAUUAUUCCCCAGUAUCAACAUUCUGACUGAGAUAUCACAGACCUCCAACAUUAAAUUCAUGCAGUUUCAGCCUCAUGAUGAAUACUCUAGGAAAAUUGCAAGACUAGAGAAGAAACUACGUGAAGAGAUGCGGUCUAGUUUGGUUCAUAUUUUCCGUCUUCCAUUUGUUGCAGGACAGGUGUUCAGUUGUAGUAUGUUGGACACUCUCCUGUAUCAGACUUGUUCUAAAGGCUACCUCAUCAAGUUUGUACGACUUCUGCUGGGCAUUGAUGCUGAGGAGAACUCAGGGCAUUUGUCUAGUAUUAAGGUGAAGAGAGACAUACUUGUGAAGUAUAAGACGUAUGGGGAUCUCUACAUUGGCCUUUGUAAGGUCACCGGGGAGGUUCCGAUUGCUAUUUAUAGAUCAGAAAAAAGGAGUGUAUUUGUCACACGUGAUGAGGAAGAACAUCACACCACUAAAAAGGAACAAAAGGCCUCUCCAACCAAAGUCAAAAAGUCUUCCUUCAACAUCAAGCAGUUCUUUGAGAGGGCUGUCCCCAACGAUCUAUCAGAUUUUGUCCGUAGUAGGAUGACAUCGAUGUCUAUAGACCCAUCAGGCUACAGCUGUGAUGAUGAACUCAGCAAUAAACCAUUAUCCUUUAUCAUCAUUAACCCACACCCACAGUGUAAACUAAAGAAAGGGGACAUUGUAUAUGUCUUACAACCAAGUUCAAUGUUUGCCAUUCCAAGCCGAAUGCAGCACAAACACAAUUGGAGGCGACGCAAAUCUUGGAGCGAGGGAAUCAACAAUAGAACAGAGCCAGAGCCCCCAGCUAGGUCUCGGACUCAUUCCAUAGAUAUACCUUCAAGAAAUGUUACGUUUAAAUCUCCGGACUCCAAUAGUGAUGAGUUAUCUCCCUUACUAGAUAAAAGUGUAGAGGUUAAGCUGGAUGCUGAGCCAUUGGACUCCGUAGACUUUGCUUUACCUAAGGCCUCCACAGCCAAAGUCCAUAGAGGCACUGCUCCGAUAUUCAACUUCACAUUCCCCGAGUCCCCAGAUACAGCACUUGACACCAGUAGCAAGAAAUCUAACAGUACAACGAAUUUGUCUAAUAACAAUGACACUGAACUGAAGGAUCUCUCAGCAGAGAAACCAUUGAAUACACCUGUGGAAGCUGUGAGGGAACCCCCCAAAAUAGUCAUCACUAGGACUCCCACCAAAAUAUUCCAGACAGAGAGGGUCGAUGAAUGAGGGUGGUGUAUUAUUGACAGUUAAUUUAUGUAGAUUCAUACGGAAUUAAUUUGUUUUAUUCAUUCUUACCUCUGAUUUCAUGGGCAUUUUCUUUUGUUAAUUUGAUGAGAUAUGAAGUCAACAGAUCAUUUUUGAGUUUUGCACAUUUUUAAUGAAACAUUCCACACUACUGGGGGCAUUUUGAACUGAUUGGUAUGAAGUUUGCAUAUUUUGUGUGAAUUGAUAUGUAUGAAAAUAGAUUUUACCAGAUAAAAAAUGUUACAAUAAUUUGACAUACUUUUAGCACAGUUUUAUGUGCAGUUUUAGAAUGGUCUUAAAGAACAAAUGAACCAGUCAGAUUUAGGGAUGUACAGUGUAUUUUGUACUUUUUUGCAGUACAGGAUCGUAAUGUACCUAAUUUUAUUACUUUUUUCUACACUUAUACUGCUAUCUUUUCUAUACAUGUAAAAUAACUUUUCUAUACAUGUAAAGUGGUGUUUUGGAUAAUGUCACAAGUUUAUAUUUACCACCAGACUGUAGCCAUGGUAUAAAAUAUCAACUGAUAUGAUAUGCAGCAGUUUACAAACUGUUCAGUAACCACUCAAAAUAUGUCAUUCUAGCUAUGUGUACAUGAAAAAAAUAUAGUGUAUAUGCAUGUAUCCUUAUAUACAGUGUAUUAUAGUUCAAGUAAUUGUAUCUUUUGAACCAGGUUGUAGGAAAAAAAUGUUUUUAUCAGAAUGUUUACAUCAGCUGUUGGAUGAACUUUUAGACAGAUGAUAUUCAUAUACAUGUACACUGUUUCUGGUAUAAUGUCAUUAAUGUGCCUGCAGAUAAUCAUUUACUUGGCAAAGAAUGAGGAUGACACUUCGAGGGUAAAUGCCUGUUAUAUCAUGUUAUUUGGAGCCCCUAUUUUCAGUAGGUAUUUUUGGAAUAGAAUUUAUCAUAACAACAUGAAUGAAACAAGUCUUGAAUUGUGACAGUUUCAUAUAAAUUUACAGUUCAGUUUAUGGUUAUUGCAUUUGAUAUUAUCGCAUUAAAUCAAAUUUUUUCCCAAUCAAAUGAAAAAUUUGACUCAAAAGAUAGACAUUAUUGUUGGCAUCUGCCUUUUUUUCAUGCCAAGAUACAGUUACCUUAUCAUAUUAAUUAUAUUAAAACACACACACAUCCCCUCACACACGACAUUUUCCAGAUGAGACACGGGAUUUUAAGUUAACCAGAUCAAUGUUGUGGAUUAGUUUUAGAGGACAUCAUUGUUAGUUCAGCACAGUUGGUUAUGGCAUCAAUACAGAAGUAGCAAAAUUUAUCAUUAAACGUGUAGUUAUUUCAGUUUAUUUGUAGUUUCUAGAUGUCUAUAGAAUGUGGGCAAAGCAUACGGAUUUGUAGUUAAGAUUUGUUUCUGUGCACGUGAAGUAUUUUUCAAUGAAUCUCAGUUUUUUUUUCAAAUAUUUUCAUAUUUAUUCAUGUUGUUAACUGUGUAAUUUGAAAAAAAAUUAUUAAGAGAAGUUAAUAAUUUCAAGCAUGUUAAAGUGUCUAUGCUUUUACAAUUUGAAAUUUAUCAGAAAACUGUCAUAAUUGUGUUUUAUAUAUUUUUACAUA
Saccostrea echinata is the source of this 5508-nucleotide messenger RNA. Its product is annotated as potassium channel subfamily T member 2-like. Lineage: Eukaryota; Metazoa; Mollusca; Bivalvia; Ostreida; Ostreidae. Gene Ontology annotation, biological process: potassium ion transport. The record is from RefSeq and is a predicted model, not a curated record. The transcript is spliced from 29 exons. Gene Ontology annotation, molecular function: intracellular sodium-activated potassium channel activity. Gene Ontology annotation, cellular component: membrane. Bases 13 to 3933 code for a protein of 1306 amino acids.